Balaenoptera musculus (blue whale) is the source of this 1668-nucleotide messenger RNA. It is a transcript of the gene CD53, whose product is annotated as CD53 molecule. NCBI's taxonomy places the organism in Eukaryota, Metazoa, Chordata, Mammalia, Artiodactyla, Balaenopteridae. The transcript is spliced from 8 exons. Gene Ontology annotation, cellular component: membrane. The record is from RefSeq and is a predicted model, not a curated record. Bases 220 to 882 code for a protein of 220 amino acids.
AGGCUAAAGAGGGCGGGCCCAGCCCCACUUCCUCCGUCUCCUCAUCUGGGCUUCCUGUCGUCACAGUGUGAUCACAUUUAUUCCCCCUUCACUUCUCCUUUUACACAAAUAGCCCCGACAUCCGUGUCACCAGUCUUGUCUUGGCGCCUCGUUGAUAAUCACCAAUUCUGCCUAAAGGACUGAGGAAAAGAGUCUGCAAAAGGGCAAGAAUAUCUCAGCAUGGGCAUGAGUAGCUUGAAAUUGCUGAAGUAUGUCCUGUUUUUCUUCAAUUUGAUCUUUUGGCUCUGUGGCUGUUGCAUUUUGGGCUUUGGGAUCUACCUCCUGAUCCAUAACAACUUUGGAGUGCUCUUCCAUAACCUCCCCUCCCUCACGCUGGGCAAUGUGCUUGUCAUCGUGGGUUCCAUUAUCAUGGUGGUUGCCUUCCUGGGCUGCAUGGGAUCCAUCAAGGAGAAUAAGUGCCUGCUUAUGUCGUUCUUUGUCCUGCUGCUGAUUAUCCUCCUUGCUGAGGUGACCUUGGCCAUCCUGCUCUUCGUGUAUGAACAGAAGCUGAAUGACUAUGUGGCUGAGGGUCUGACUGAGAGCAUCCAGCAAUAUUAUUCAGACAACAGCACCAAGGCGGCAUGGGACUCCAUCCAGUCAUUUCUGCAAUGUUGCGGUGUAAAUGGCACGAGUGAUUGGAUGGGCAGCCCACCAGCAUCUUGCCCCUCAGAACCACAAGUUAAGGGUUGCUAUGUAAAAGCAAAACUGUGGUUUCACUCUCCACUUUCCUGUAUAUCGGAAUCAUCACUAUCUGUGUAUGGUGUGAUCCAGGUAUUGGGGAUGUCCUUUGCACUGACGUUGAAUUGCCAGAUUGACAAAACCAGCCAGGUCCUAGGAUUAUGACCUGCGGCUGCCUUGUGCUGGAGAGACUUGUUUCAUCACUGUAAAUCCAAAACCACUUGUAACAUGAAGCCCUAAAUGACCACCUCCUGAACUGGUGUCUUUGUCCCCCUCCCAUCUCUUCCCUGUUGAGUCCCUGUCUCAUACAACCAGAGAAGAGGGUGUUGGUCAGGCACUUCCCAUCUCAGAUAGCAAGACAAUCCUUUACCAUUCAUGGCAGCAGCUUUGUCACUCAUUAAUAACUGAGCAUUUAUCAGACAUGAAAGUCCAAGAGAACCUGUGGUACUAAUGGCUCAAGAUCAAAGGAUGGGUCUGCAGCUUGAGUUUUUGCAUCUUCCCAUUGUCAAACAAGUCUCUGGCCUCUAAAUCAUGCCCAGCCCACUCUCCAAAGUCAAUCAAGAGAUAAGCUUAAGGGAGCUCUGGGGCCAGGUUCACUGGAUCGUUGUCACAAUCCUCUGUUUCCUUUUGUCUGGGGGCCUUGGCUACAGGAAUGACAGAGUACCCUUUCUCCAAAGGUUAGGUUUCAUUUCAAUUUCUUUAUUAAAGGGUCUUAUUGAUUCAUCUAAGUCUUUCCAAAAUAAACUAUCCAAUGACUCACAUCCUGACUUCUGCCAAUCUCUUAGCCUUUGAUUUACAUAACUAUGAAGGAAUUCAGCAGGAUAGGUAUUUCUGGUGGUUUAGGUGAUAAUCACAUUCAAAAGAGUUCUGGUGUUAUUUCUCUUUCAGAUAAGGUUUUGUUAAUGUACUAUUUUAAUUCUUCAAUAAAUAAAAUAGCUUAUGUUCUGUCAA